Messenger RNA from Suillus subalutaceus, 1665 nucleotides. RefSeq lists its product as uncharacterized. The record is from RefSeq and is a predicted model, not a curated record. The coding region runs from base 1 to 1665 and encodes 554 amino acids. The transcript is spliced from 5 exons. Gene Ontology annotation, cellular component: endoplasmic reticulum. Gene Ontology annotation, molecular function: ubiquitin binding. Lineage: Eukaryota; Fungi; Basidiomycota; Agaricomycetes; Boletales; Suillaceae.
AUGGACGGACUACAAGGCCCUCAAAUUGAAGCGUUACAACAGCUACAGAGUAUCCUUGGUCCACAUGACACAGAAUUCGUAGUUAGUGUACUUGAAAGUGUCUCAUGGGAUGUUCAAAAAGCCACAGACCUCCUGUUCGACAAUGAUGCCCCUAAAGUCAUGGCGCCAACACAGGCCACUCCAAUGGAACAGUUGGAGCUGGAUGACAUCGAAGACUCGUCAUCCACAAUUAGACAUUCUCACCGUGGUCAGGGUAACCCGCGGUCCAAUUGGAGUUUUUUAUGGUCUCUAAUCACUGUUCCAUUGCAUCUCGUGUCGGGAGUGCUGCGCUUCGUGUUUAGCGUUCUCCGCAUACCAAUACCGUCCCUACCAUUCAUGACUAUAAAUUCCUAUCAUUCUCACCGCCCCACCUCUCCGGAUUCACGAAGCAUCACCCAGAGGUGGGUGCAACAACUCGAGGAAGAAACAGGUGCAUGCUCGUCGAAACGUUCCAUGGCGAACGCGGUCACGACAGGAUUCGAAGCAGGACCAUCAACUACGAGACGUCAUACAUAUCCACCUGCGGCUUCGGAUGAUAAUCAGAAGAUUCUGCCAGACUUCUUUGAUGGCAGUUAUGAAGAGGUCCUUGACAUUUGCCAGAAAGAAGGGCGUAUAGCAUGUGUUGUCCUCGUGAGCGCUGAACACGACGAUGAUGCAGAUUUUAAGAGGUCUACCCUUACCGACGCAGCUUUCGUCAAGAUUUUGCUGGAUAAUGAUUUCAUUGUCUGGGGCGGGGAUAUUCGGGACAAAGCUGCAUGGGAUGCCUCGCAAAAAUUGCAAGCUACUACAUAUCCCUUUGUGGCUUUCCUUGCGCUUCAGCCCAGGCGCCAUGGUGCUCCUUCUGGUACUGCCCCGGUUGUCACCAUCCUAUCACGUCACCAGGGUCGUGCAGCCGCAACUGCUCCAGUAUUGAUCGACCAUCUCAAUAUGCAGCUACUUCCACGUGUAACACCAUUUCUUGUACGAUUCAAGACAGUGUUACAAGACCGUGACCGUGACCGGCGUAUACGUGAGGAGCAGGAUCGCGCGUUCAGGGAGACGGCUCGUAGAGAUCGUGAGGCCAUCGAGAUGAGAGUGCGGCAAGAGAAAGAGGAGGAAGAACGUGUACGAAAACAAGCGGAAGACGCAAGAAGAAAGCAGGAAGAUUCGGCUAGGCAGAAGCAUCAAGCCGAAAUACGUAUGGAAUGGAGGAAGUUCAUGCGCAACCGUCUCCUGUUACCCGAGGCACGCGGCUUGAGAUUGGCCGUCAAACUGCCCGGCAAUGGACGAGUUGUCCGUAGUUUUCCUCCGUCGGCGACCCUUACUGCUCUCUAUGCCUUUGCCGACUCGCAGCUUAUCCCGUCCACUUCUCGCUCGGAAGAUGACCCUUCCCAAGCACCGGAGGGGGCUAUCGAUGAUAUCCCACAGCUUGAUUCUUAUGUCCAGAACAGGACAGCAGGACACGCGUGGUGGGGCUUUACACUCGCUUCAACAUACCCCCGGAGGGAAUUCAGGUGGAAGGCGAAUGCGUCUUUGACAGAGACAGGACUGAGAGAUGGAGAACAAAUUGUCAUGGAAUUAAUCACUGGACGUGAGUCCGUUAAUAGUCAGAUCUCUGACGACGAGUACGAGUCAGAAAGUGAUUAG